GACUUAUUUGGACCACAAGACAUACGUGGUGCAAAAAAAGAAGACAAAAUGCAUGUGAGACGGCAUACGCGUCUACGCUACGCACGUGAAGCAGAUUUGGGCAAAUCCGAUGGGGAUGUGCCGUGCGCGUACAGCUUGCCACCCAGGCAACACGUGAAACAAAUUUUGGCGCUCGGUCGGCCGUACGUGGACUAGUGGUGGACAGAUGUUGUCCAUGGAUUGGCCCUAUAUAAUAUAGGAUACUGCACAUGCAGGGCACCCCGGACGUGUGCUUGGUAGUCUAUCGUAAAAGAAAACAUCUCCGCCACUUCCCUUGUGUCUAGUCUCUCACUUUUGUAUAAGGAGAUAUACACACACAAACCGGUCAAUAUGAAGCGGGGUAAUAGUAAUAUAGUCAAAUUAUUGACUAGUAUACUGGUGCUGGUCGUCUGGGUUUUGUUGGCUGCUAGUGUUCGAUCUGAUACAUGUUUGAAUACCGUUGAAGAAGACUCCAAAUCAGGGGCACCCAAUUACCCCGGUGUAAUAUAUACUGUCGACACUAAUAGUCCUGAUGCCUAUAGGAAGAUGAUUGCUCGCCUGCGAGAGCUGCUGACAAGGCGCGGGGAGUACCGGCAAGGAGUGCCGAUACUUCCUGAGCAAACAAGCGUGCCUGAUUCUCAGCGGUACAUCUUGCUUGAAAUCAGUGUCGCGGGCACACCAGCAGGUGUAACAUUUGCUAUCGAUGUUACCAAUGUUUACAUCGUCGGUUAUCUUGUUGGUGGUACGAGGUAUUUCUUUAUGGAAGCUCCAGCCAGGGCCGAGGAGCUGCUCUUCACAGUUGCCGCAACUCAAACUUCACCAACAAGGAGGUCAUCCAACUAUGCCAAGCUGGAACAAAAUGCAGGUGCACUGAGGAGGGCCAUCCCGCUGGGGCUGCCUAGUCUGGCUGACGCCAUAAGAAGACUUGUAACCACAAGACCAGAAGAUGCAAGGUCCCAUCUAAUAGUUAUCCAGAUGGUUUCAGAGGCCGUGAGAUAUUGGGAAAUAGAGUUGAAUGUUCUCCAAGCUGCAAACAAUGCAAAUCCUUCGUUUCUACCAGACGCCCGAAUGAUUGAUCUUGAGAACAACUGGUCAGCCCUCUCUUUGCAGAUCCAGACUAGUGAUGCAUUCGCAUUUCAAAGGCCUAUUACCAUCGGCAAUGAAGUCGCUGACAAUGUUCAGUCAACAGUCAUAAUAGGCAUGUUUUUGAUGUUGUUCAGAUGCGCUAGGCCGCGUCGAGAUCUGCAGAUGCCGAUGGACGAAGUUAGACGAGAGCGGUUGAUCGGCCCAGGUACUGAAAUAUUGCGAAGAGAUCUUGGCCUAUCCAUUGAUCCUCCUCCUGUGCAGAAGGAUGAUGACACAUGCAAGCAUUUGGCCGACUCAAGGAGUCGAAUGAUGGGCCGAGAUGGGCUUUAUGUUGAGGUGCAAGGGUUUAACUAUAGUGAUAGAAAUCCAGUUAUUCUCUUCGCAUGCAGGAGCAGUGACUUUGCGAAGCAACUUUGGAACUUCAGAACAGAUGGCCGGAUCGUAUCAUUUGGGAAGUGCUUGGCAGCAUCCGGAGCUACUCGUCGAAGCACCGUGGUGAUACAUGAAUGUGAGACCAUCCAUGAGUCCGCGGUUCGGUGGGAGAUGAGCAACUCCGGGACUCUGUCCAACAGGGCCAGCGGAUUGGUCUUGCAUGCUGCUUCUGGUUCUGGAAGGCAGCUAACGCUGCAGCGUGGCAUUAGUUCCAGCUUCCAAGCCUGGCAAAGCACUAAUAUUACUACAAUGGUGGAACAAACACUUAUGUAGAGGGAUGUCGCAAUGACUACUCCAGGCAAAAGUGGAGACUCUACCCAGAUAGUACCAUCCGACCUAUAGAGUGGCUGAAUGGAUGCCUCGAGCUUAGUACUUUCGUCGAGCACCCGAGGUAUAAUUUUAUCCAACUUGGGCAUUGCAAUAACCAUCCCGAGUACCAUCGUUGGAUCUUUACUCAGGGAUCCAUCAUGAAUUUGUAUAGCUCGUUGGUGGUUGAUGAGGACAGGGACUAUCCAGGAGAAGGAUGGCUCAAGGCAGCGCCCUUCCAAGGUGGCCUCAAUCAAAUCUGGAAGCUUGUAUUUGUAUCAUAAGUUCAUCACCAUGCAUGUACUUUAUGUUGCAUGCUAUAUGGUGGCAUGCAUGUCUCCGUAUCUUCUUCUACAUACGUAAUUGUUGGAAAUAUGCC
Messenger RNA from Triticum dicoccoides, 2221 nucleotides. RefSeq names its product agglutinin-like. Lineage: Eukaryota; Viridiplantae; Streptophyta; Magnoliopsida; Poales; Poaceae. Gene Ontology annotation, molecular function: rRNA N-glycosylase activity. The transcript is spliced from 2 exons. The record is from RefSeq and is a predicted model, not a curated record. Gene Ontology annotation, biological process: negative regulation of translation. The coding region runs from base 370 to 1809 and encodes 479 amino acids.